This is a messenger RNA of Mytilus trossulus (common blue mussel), 783 nucleotides long. RefSeq lists its product as uncharacterized. NCBI's taxonomy places the organism in Eukaryota, Metazoa, Mollusca, Bivalvia, Mytilida, Mytilidae. Bases 1 to 633 code for a protein of 210 amino acids. The record is from RefSeq and is a predicted model, not a curated record. Gene Ontology annotation, molecular function: nucleic acid binding. The transcript has a single exon.
AUGGAUCAAGGUGUAAUAAGAAAUUUAAAACUUCACUAUCGUAAAUUAGUCAUCCAAAAGCAAAUCACUGCCAUUGAUACUAAAACUGAAUUUGCAAUAACCGUCCUUGACGGAAUUCGUAUGCUAAAUCAUGCCUGGAGUAAAGUAACUCAAACAACAAUAGCAAACUGUUAUCACCAUGCAGGUUUCGAAUCCCCCGUCAUCACACCUAGUGACGAUAUCGACGACGAUGCAGACGACGACAUUCCCUUGGCGCUACUCUGCAGAAUCGGGUUACCAACCGGUACCAGUAUAGAAGACUACACAAGUGUUGACGACAAUUUGACAACGUCCGCAGAGAUGACAGACACAGAUAUCAUAGACGAUAUCAUCUCCUCCAGAUCAGCAACCGACGAUCAGAGUGACCAGGAAGAUGAACCAGUACCCCCUCCAAGACCGUCAAUGAAUUCCGUGUUUGCUGCUCUUAACACCUUAAAUGCUCAUCUCGAGACCGUUCAGAAUUCGAACAGCACAAUGUCUCACUUGAACUUUGUUAACUCUUUUGUGAUGAAACACCACCUCCACAGUUUGUGUGUAAAGCAAAGUGACAUAUCUAUCUUUUUCCAGAGUGCUGAGUCGUCAAAACAGGAUUGAAAGACAUUAAAAAAUUUCAAAACUAUCUGUGUUUAAUUAAAGAUAUUUGUUUAUUAUUGUACAACUGUUUCUAUUGUUAGUGCUGAUGUGAUGAUUAUUAUUAAAUUAUUGAAAACAAAUCGUAUUUUUGUUAUGUACCAAUGUAAAAUA